GAGGGACUUUAGUUAUUUUGCUCAAUUAUUAUUAUUAUUUUUAAUUUAUUCGGAUCCCGGCGGGUUGCUUGUCGGAACUUGCCCACGCUUAAACCCGCCUGAAAACCCUAACACGACGGCGACCGCCAAAGUGGCCCUCUCUAUCUGUAUUGUUUGAUUGUUUCGUUUUUUCAUUUUAUUUUUUGGGAAACUUGUGGUUGGUGCGCCAUGUGUUUAUCUUGAAAGAUUGAUGAUAACUGGGACGAGGUGAAAAGCGAAAAGCGAAAAGCAUACCCACCACAAAUUCCACCAGGUUCUAGGUCAUACACAGAUCUUCAGCCAUUCUAUGAUCUUAUUUGAAUAAAAUCAUGGCAUCCAAAGGUCCCAGGUGUAAACUUGAUCACGAGACGAGAGCUAAGCGUCAAAAGGCACUUGAAGCUCCGAAAGAACCUCGUCGCCCAAAAACUCAUUGGGAUCACGUCUUAGAAGAGAUGGUUUGGUUGUCAAAGGACUUUGAGUCGGAGAGAAAAUGGAAAUUGACGCAAGCAAAGAGGGUUGCUUUAAGAGCGAGCAAGGGCAUGUUAGAUCAGGCUACUAGGGGAGAAAAGAAAAUGAAGGAAGAGGAGCAGCGGUUGAGAAAAGUUGCCCUUAAUAUUUCAAAGGACGUGAGGAAAUUCUGGAUUAAAAUAGAAAAGCUGGUGCUUUACAAGCAUCAGAUGGAGCUUGAUGAGAAAAAGAAAAAGGCACUUGAUAAGCAACUUGAGUUUCUUUUGGGGCAAACUGAGAGGUACUCAACAAUGUUAGCAGAAAAUCUUGUAGAUACUUAUAAACCAGUGCAACAAUGUACGACACAAGAUCAAGUGAUUAUUAACAAAGUGGAUGCAAAUGAUGCUAAUGAAUCUCCGGAAUUUGAUUUUGGAUCUCAAUCACAUACUGCAGGUAUGGAUGAAGAUUACGAUAUACAAUCCGAAGAUGAGUCGGAAGAUGAUGAGCACACAAUUGAGGAAGAUGAGGCCCUUAUAACCGAAGAAGAAAGAAAAGAAGAAUUGGCAGCUUUACACAACGAAAUGGAUCUUCCACUUGAGGAGCUACUCAAACAUUAUGCUUUGAGGAAAGUGAGCAGAGAAAGUAGUCCAGAAAAUGGUGAAGAUGGGGCUGAACCACUUAGCAGAGAAAAUACUCCAGAAAUGAAUGGGGAUGGUGGUAAACUAACAUUCAUGGGGGAAGACCAUGAAAAGGGCAAAGGAAAUGAUCUUUCUGUUGUCGAUGAUGUUGACACAAGCAACUCAAUCAUAGCCACUGGUCGUCGUUGUGCUGAAAGUAAUGGUGACUUAUCUGUUACAGAAUACUCUCUGUUGGAAAUUGAGAAACUUCAAGCUAGUGAUCUAUCAUUAGUUUCUAGGGAGUCUGCCAAAACUCAUGUGCUAUAUGAUUUUAGUGAUGAGCAGGAAGAUGGUGACUUUGUCCUUGCUGCUGGGGAAGAAAAGGAUGAUGAGACAACCUUGGCUGAGGAGGAGGAACUGGCAAAAGCUGAUUCAAGCUAUCCCAUGGAUGAGAUUGCAUUACUACAAAAAGAGAGUGAAAUACCUGUAGAAGAAUUGCUUGCUAGGUAUAAAAAGCAGGGCUUCGAUGACAACGCAGUUACGGACAACGAAUCUGACUAUGCAUCUGCUUUAUCAGACAAUCUCAUGGAUUCUCCGGCUCAUGAAGAUGUUGAACUUAAACAGCAUGCUAUUUCUAUGGAUGAAGAUGUUGAAAGUGGUGAUUGUCGGCCGCAUUCUCCUUCAAAAGAGCAGCAAGCGGGAGCCCUUGAAAAAAUAGAAGAGAGAGAUAGUGAGGAUAUAAUUGCUGAUGCAGCUGCAGCUGCAAGAUCAGCACAACCAACAGGGAAUACUUUUUCCACGACCAAAGUGCGCACCAAGUUCCCAUUUCUCCUGAAGCAUCCUCUUCGUGAGUAUCAACAUAUUGGCUUGGAUUGGCUUGUUACAAUGUAUGAGAAAAGACUGAAUGGGAUUCUAGCUGACGAAAUGGGGCUUGGAAAAACGAUUAUGACAAUCUCCUUGCUUGCACACGUUGCUUGUGAAAAGGGUAUAUGGGGCCCUCAUCUCAUUGUUGUCCCCACAAGUGUCAUGCUCAAUUGGGAGACUGAGUUUCUGAAAUGGUGUCCUGCUUUUAAAAUUUUAACUUAUUUUGGAAGUGCAAAAGAGCGAAAAUAUAAGAGGCAAGGCUGGUUGAAACCAAACUCAUUUCAUGUAUGCAUAACCACUUACAGACUGGUCAUUCAAGAUUCAAAAGUUUUCAAGCGGAAGAAAUGGAAAUACUUGAUCUUAGAUGAAGCACAUCUGAUUAAAAAUUGGAAGUCACAAAGAUGGCAAACUCUUUUGAACUUCAAUUCAAAACGGCGUAUUUUAUUAACUGGGACACCAUUGCAGAAUGAUCUCAUGGAACUCUGGUCUCUAAUGCAUUUUUUGAUGCCACACAUCUUUCAAUCUCAUCAGGAAUUCAAGGAUUGGUUCAGCAAUCCUAUAUCAGGAAUGGUUGAGGGACAAGAGAAAGUAAAUAAAGAAGUUGUUGACCGUCUUCAUAAUGUCCUCCGUCCUUUUAUACUCCGUCGGUUGAAACGAGAUGUGGAGAAGCAGCUGCCUAUGAAGCAUGAACAUGUCAUUUUCUGUAGACUGUCAAAGAGGCAGCGUAACUUGUAUGAAGAUUUUAUUGCUAGCUCAGAAACACAAGCUACUCUUGCCAAUGCCAACUUUUUUGGGAUGAUUAGUGUUAUUAUGCAACUUCGCAAAGUAUGCAAUCAUCCGGACUUAUUUGAGGGUCGUCCAAUUGUCAGUUCUUUUGAUAUGGGUGGUAUUGACUUCCAAUUGAGUUCUUCUAUUUGUUCAAUGCUUCCAGCAGGGCCAUUUUCUAAUGUGGACCUUACAGGUUUGGGAUUUUUAUUUACUCAUCUUGAUUUUAGCAUGACUUCUUGGGAGAGUGAUGAAGUGAAAGUCAUUGCUACCCCCUCAAGUUUAAUCAAGGAGCGCUCUGACUUGUAUAACAUAGAAGAAAUUGGGUCUGGAUUUAAACAUCGGAAAAAGUUACAUGGAACCAAUAUUUUUGAAGAGAUCUAUAAAGCAAUCAUGGAGGAGAGACUAAGAGAAGUGAAGGAACGGGCUGCUGCUAUUGCAUGGUGGAAUUCCUUGAGGUGCGAGAAGAAACCCAUUUACUCAACAACAUUAAGGAAAAUUGUAACAAUAGAGCAUCCUGUUUAUGAUAUUCAUCGUCUGAAGGCCAACCCUUUGUCCUACUUGUACUCCUCAAAGCUUGCGGACAUUGUCCUCUCACCAGUGGAACGCUUCCAGAGAAUGUUGGACCUUGUUGAAAGUUUCAUGUUUGCAAUACCAGCUGCACGAGCCCCGCCACCUGUGUUUUGGUGCAGUAAAUCUGGGACUUCUGUGUUUCUGCACCCAACUUAUAAGCAGAAAUGUUCUGAAAUGUUAUCACCACUUCUAUCACCUAUCAGACCUGCAAUCGUCCGGAGGCAAGUAUAUUUCCCAGACAGGCGACUUAUACAGUUUGACUGUGGUAAAUUGCAGGAGCUUGCAGUUUUGCUCAGAAAAUUAAAAUCAGAAGGUCAUCGAGCAUUAAUCUUCACCCAAAUGACGAAGAUGCUUGAUAUCUUGGAGGCUUUCAUUAAUUUGUAUGGUUACACUUACAUGCGUUUAGAUGGAUCCACUCAGCCAGAGGAGAGACAGACCCUAAUGCAACGCUUUAAUACAAAUCCAAAAAUAUUUAUUUUCAUCUUGUCAACUCGUAGUGGGGGUGUUGGUAUCAACCUAGUUGGGGCAGAUACAGUUAUCUUUUAUGAUAGCGACUGGAAUCCUGCAAUGGAUCAGCAGGCUCAGGAUCGAUGCCACCGGAUAGGACAGACACGUGAAGUUCAUAUUUAUCGAUUAAUCAGUGAGAGCACAAUUGAAGAGAAUAUUUUAAAGAAAGCAAAUCAAAAACGUGCGCUUGAUGAUCUAGUUAUUCAAAGUGGAAGCUACAACACUGAAUUCUUCAAAAAGCUUGAUCCUUUGGAACUGUUCUCUGGUCAUAGAUCACUUCCAGUCAAGAAUUUGCAUAAGGAAAAGAAUAACAACAAUGGAAAUGAGGUUUCUGUAUCUAAUGCUGAUGUUGAAGCUGCUUUGAAAUAUGCAGAGGAUGAAGCAGAUUACAUGGCAUUGAAGAAAGUUGAACAAGAGGAAGCUGUGGAUAACCAGGAGUUUACAGAAGAAGCCAUUGGGAGGUUGGAAGAUGAUGAUUUUGUAAAUGAAGAUGAUCUGAAGGUGGAUGAUCCUAUAGAUCAGGGUGGCUGGAUCACAACAUCAAAUAAAGAAACUGUGGUGAUGUUAAAUGGGAGUAAUCCAAGUGAAGACAGAGCUCCUGCUGUUGCUAGCAAAGAAGAAGAUGUUGACAUGCUGGCUGAUGUCAAACAAAUGGCUGCAGCAGCUGCAGCUGCUGGACAAGCAAUCUCCUCCUUUGAGAAUCAGCUACGCCCAAUAGAUCGAUAUGCAAUUCGUUUUCUGGAAAUCUGGGACCCCAUUAUAAACAAGGCUGCAGUGGAAUCUCAAGUUAGGUUUGAGGAGACAGAAUGGGAACUGGACCGUCUUGAGAGGUAUAAGGAAGAAAUGGAAGCUGAGAUUGAUGAAGAUGAGGAACCCCUCGUAUAUGAGAGAUGGGAUGCUGACUUUGCAACUGAGGCUUACCGACAGCAAGUUGAGGCCUUGGCUCAACACCAGCUAAUGGAAGAACUGGAAUGCGAAGCUAAGGAGAAGGAAGACGCAGAGGAUGAUAAUUGCGAUUCUAUGAAGAAUGGAAUGCCAAGUGAUCCUAAACCCAAGUCUAAAAAGAAGGCUAAGAAAGCCAAGUUCAAAUCUCUGAAGAAAAGAUCCUUAGCAUCUGAACUGAAGCCUGUUAAAGAAGAGCCAUCAGUGGAACCUAUGUCAAUAGAUGAUGAGAUUAUUAGUCAUGAGGUGGUCACCUCUUCAGAAAUUGUUUCACCAAUUUCAAGUGUGCUGAAAAAACGUAAGAAGGCUGAAUCUGCACUGGAUGUUGAAGAAGGAAGGUCUUUGAAAAAGAAGUUAAAGAAACUGAAGAAGCCUCCCACUGAACAAUGUCCUUUAGAUUUAGAUUCCAACCUGUCAGGUAUGCAGCAUGAUGAACCUGUAUAUUCAAGACCAUGCGAUAGUGUGGUUGAUAUUGAACAAAAAACAGCAAGCAGGAGCAGAAUGGGAGGUAAAGUAUCCAUUACUACCAUGCCAGUAAAGCGGGUUUUAAUGAUAAAACCGGAGAAGCUAAAGAAGGCAAAUAUUUGGUCGAGAGAGUGUGUUCCAUCUCCUGAUUUUUGGUUGCCGCAAGAGGACGCAAUAUUAUGUGCUGUGGUUCAUGAAUAUGGCCCUCAUUGGAGCUUGGUUAGUGAUACUCUUUAUGGGAUGACUUCUGGUGGGCAUUAUAGGGGAAGAUAUCGCCAUCCUGUUCAUUGCUGUGAGAGGUUUAGAGAACUCAUCCAGAGAUAUGUUUUGUCUGCACCUGACAAUCUUAAUACUGAAAAGGUUGGCAAUACAGGCUCGGGAAAGGCUCUUCUUAAAGUAACGGAGGAUAACAUUCGAAUGCUUUUAGACUUUGCUGCGGAGCAGCCAGAUAGAGAGUUACUCCUCCAAAAGCACUUCACCGCUCUUCUUUCUUCUGUCUGGAAGGUGACAUCACGUGUUGAUUGCAGACCAAGUCUCCCAUCAUCCCGAAAUGGUCUCUAUUUUGGUGGAAGGUUUCUUACUUCGGUCAGGCAGAUUUCUAAGAAUUCGCAAGAACCUUUAGAAAGAAUGAAAUUCACUAAUUUAGGCCAGAGUAGAAAUAUGUUAGCAGCUGCUCUCCAUGAUGCCUACUAUAGACAGCCGGAUGACAGAGUCUCCCUUCGCAACCGUGGGGAUGACACGUCAGGAGCUACUGAACAACUGGAGGUAACAAUAGAAUUCCAGAAGGAAAUGGGGGACUUUGCAGUUGAUUUUCCAUCUGUUAUAAGUUUGUCAAUAUCUGGGGAAGAUGCUCCACCAUCUGUAAGCGAGAUUACUGGGGAUGAUCAACAUCUUAAAGCUUUCCGAAAUAUGGCCGAGAACCGUUUCAGGGUUUCUGCGAAAGCUUGUGUUGAAGAUAGUCUGGGAUGGGCAUCAUCUGUAUUCCCGACAAAUGAUGUCAGGGCUAGAUCAGCUUCAAAGUUACCGCCACUGGGAAAGCACAAGUUGUCUCUCUCUGACUCAAUGAAGCAUUCUAAAUCAAAGUUCAAAAGAACUUCAAUGGACCAUUGUGAGAUGCCCCUCCUUGUUGCCAAGCCACCAUUGGAACCAUUGCCGGCAUGUGCAUUGAUUGAUCCUAAUAUGGGGUUUGACCCGUCUCAACCUUUCAUCCUCGCUGUUGGGAAUGACAAUGUGGGAAGUUAUUUACUUUCUGGCAGGGAUACGGAGCUCUCAAUGGAAAUGGAGAGUUUGGAAGCAGUCCCACAUCACUAUGUUCCUGGCUUAAUCUCUGGACUCGAUGAUUGUCCAUUAUUGCCUGAAUAUACUGACAUUGGUUAAUACUGAAAUUGAGGGUUGAAUCUCACUAUUUUUGGAGACCAGUGAUCUCUUAGGGAAGAAGUCCCUGUUGGCAAAUCACCAUACUUCAAAUCCGAGCAUUUGCUGUGCUCUCGGGGGAACGGGGCACACCGGAGGCAUCUCUCUCGCUGACUUGGUCGAGAUUUGGGAUGUGUGCCCGUUUACAGGCUGAGAAGUCAUCUUUUUGCAAGAUGGGUCUAAGCGGCAGUCCGGAGGAUCUUGGAUAAGGAAUACAUAAUGUGACAGUUUUGUUGCCUAGUUUUAAUUCAUGUUGAGGAACUUGUGCAGAUUGUAUUGGGGCUGCAAGCCUGCAAUUUAUUCGUCUGGGUGCUCAUUUUCCCCAGAAAAUAGACAAUUAAUGAGAAUGGAAAGGUAACACA
Messenger RNA from Juglans regia (Persian walnut), 6973 nucleotides. Its product is annotated as protein PHOTOPERIOD-INDEPENDENT EARLY FLOWERING 1-like. The transcript has 21 exons. The record is from RefSeq and is a predicted model, not a curated record. Gene Ontology annotation, molecular function: ATP-dependent chromatin remodeler activity; ATP binding; ATP hydrolysis activity. Lineage: Eukaryota; Viridiplantae; Streptophyta; Magnoliopsida; Fagales; Juglandaceae. The coding region runs from base 348 to 6575 and encodes 2075 amino acids. Gene Ontology annotation, cellular component: Swr1 complex.